AGGGCAGGAGAAAGAGUCGCGCAGAGAGAGGGAGAGAAGCAGAGAGAGAGGCAGCUGACGAGUGGAGCUCUUUCCCCCUUUGCAGCCUGAGCAUCAAACUUUUUGCAAGUCUAGAGCAUGGGGAGACAACCAAGACCCAUGCCCUUCCUUCUGUUCCUCUUCUGGCUGGGGACCUCUUGGGAGGCGCAUGUGCCCCACCGGGUCAUCCCCUCCAACGCUACCGUUUUCUCUCAUAUCUACACGAUAAAGCUGAAGGGAGAUGGCACCGAGGAUGAGGGAGCCUCCUCUGCACCCCAAGAGGCGCUGGGCCCUCCUGGCUCCUCCAGGGGAGGAGGCCUUUAUGAGCACACACUGGAAGGGCCAGACCAGGAGCAUGUGGUCUUCACUCACCGCAUCAACCUGCCCCAGCAGUCCUGUGGGUGCCCACCUGGUACCGAGGACACCCAGGACCUCUUGAGACGGCUGCAGGCACUAGAGAACGAAGUGCGGUCACUGCGGGACACCUGCCAGGCUGGGGGAGGCUGCUGCCCUGCGACCAGCAGUUCCCAGGCUAGUACAGGCCAGACGGACACCCGCACCUUGUGCUCGAACCAUGGUUCCUUCGACCUCUCCCGCUGCCUGUGCGAAUGCGAGGCAGGCUGGAGUGGCCCCACCUGUGCCGAGCCAACCUGCCCAGGUGGCUGUGGCGGCGCCCAGCGUGGCAAGUGCACAAACGGGCGCUGCCAGUGCCGCCCCGGCUAUUCCGGUGCCCGCUGCGAGGAGCCACCUUCCUGCCCAGACGACUGCAACGACCAAGGGCGCUGCGUGGACGGGCGCUGCACCUGCUUCCCUGGCUACGUUGGACCUUCCUGUGCUGACCCGGCCUGCCCGCAGGACUGCCAAGGUCAUGGCCGAUGUGUGGAUGGGCAGUGCGUGUGUGACCCUGGUUACUCUGGGCCUGACUGCGGGAGCCGGGCCUGCCCCAGCAACUGCAACCGGCGGGGAGAGUGCCACAACGGGCGGUGCCUCUGUGAGCCCGGCUUCACGGGCCCAGCUUGCGGAACCAAGGCCUGCCCAAACGACUGCAGCCAGAGAGGCCGCUGCCUGAAAGGAGCCGUGUGCGCCUGCCACAAGGGGUAUACCGGGCCAGACUGUGGGCAACUGGCAUGUCCAGAGGACUGCAGUGGCCGCGGGGAGUGCCAGAAUGGAGUGUGCCUCUGUCAUGAUGGUUAUUCAGGAGAAGACUGUUCCAUAGAGAUUCCAUCCAUUGGCAUCCAUGUGAAAAAUCGAGAUGAGACGUCCUUCCGCUUGGAGUGGAACCGCCCGGAAGUAUCUGUGGAUGCGUAUGAAAUUCAUGUGAAGCCCACACGGGAUCAGCAGGCAGGUGAAUCAGUACGUCUGUCUGGUACGGAGACAGGCUUUGAACGCAGAGGGCUGAUGCCGGGAGAGGAAUACACUGUCACUGUCCGGGCAGAAAAGGGGCAACGCUACGGACCCCCAGUCACCCAGACCGUGCGUACACGAGUAGCUCCUCCGCGUGGCCUGCAGUCGUCACAGGUGACAGAAAACUCCAUGACCUUGGACUGGGAACCGCCAGCCUCUCGCCCUGAUGGCUACAUCCUGAGCUAUGUGCCCCUGGUUGCCUCUCGGCCUGCCCAGGCCGUGAAGCGUGUGGAACUACCUGCAGCACCUGAACGCGUCACUCUGGAUGAGCUGGAGAGUAGCACCCGAUACCGUAUCACCAUGUUCGCCCGCCAGAGUGGCGAGAACAGCCGAGCCACCAGCAUCAUCGUCAGCACUACUGCACCAGCUCCAAGCCAGCCAGUCCGCCAGUACUCCACACCACCCCCUUCUUCUUCCCACCGAAGGCCUGACUCCUCCUCCUCUGGGCCUGCAGCUGAGCAGCCGGGCAACAGGCCGCAGCCAGGCCGCAGCCCUUCCAACGUCGCCAAAGCUAAGGAGCUUUUCAUGAAGAAAAUGACAGAGAACAUCUCGACCAAGCUCUCCCCGUACAACGGGACCCUCCUCGAGCGUUUGGAGAGCUACCUCCGUGCCAUAAACUUCCCUCUCCAUGGUAACCGGACCAUACAGAGUGUGGCCAGGGACAUAUACAUCUAUCUAAUUCUCCGGAAGCCAGAAGAGGUCAUAGAGAGUUUCAAGGACCGGCUUGAUAGAGAGACUGACGAUUUGCUUCAGAAAACAGAAUCCCCGACUGUGAGAGGAAGUUACUCCCACUCAGACCACCCCAAGCCAGCUGUAGUAGGCAGCUCCUCGGGCAGCAUUGAGGUGUCUCUGGACAGCGUGAGAGGGGUAUCUGACAACGUGGUCAUCCUCUACCGCAAUACGGGGACUGGAGAAGUAAGGGAGCUCGUGGUGCCUGGAGAUUCCUCCAGAGCAGUUAUCACCGGAUUGGACCCUGGCACAACCUACCAUGUGGAAAUCCACGGGGUGCUGAAAGGACGUUCCUCUAAGUCAUACUCCUUUAUAACCGCCACAGCUCCAGGAUCUCCUUCAGCUGCCAAGACCCAAACUUUCCCUAGACUCACCACGCAAAGCCCUGAAGUGCCACUGCGGGACCUGACUGUGACGGACGUCUCUCCGGACAGUCUCCGUGUGACUUGGUUGGCCCCACCCAGUUCCUUCCGCAGCUUUUCCCUUCAGUACAGGGACCCCAAAUCCAGUGCCCCACCAGGGGAAAUCAGAGUACCGGGGACAGAGAGAAGCGUCACCGUGAUGGGUUUGACCCCCAGAACGGAGUACGAACUGGAGUUAAGUGGGGAGAAACUUGAUGGGAGCUACAGUCCUCCUCUAACUACAAAGACAUUCACAGCCCCGGCACCAGCAGUGGAGAAGCCCACUUUGGGGCACAUCUCCGUCUCGGACGUCAAAGAGAACUCUGCCCGCCUGUCCUGGGACGUCCCCACGGGGACCUUUGACUCCUUUUUGAUCCAGUAUAAAGAUGCUGAGGGCAAGCCGAAGAGUCUGCCUGUGGAUGGAGGAUCCCGGGAGGUCACCAUCUAUGACCUAGCGCCUUCCCGGAAGUACAAGUUCAGUCUUUAUGGACUCAUAGGCCGCAAGAGACAUGGCCCUGUUUCCACAGAGAUGGUUACAGGCAAAGUCCCAGCCCCAGAGAAGAAGCCAGAGAGAGAAGUGACAGCUCCACCCGGCCUGGGAGAACUCUCCACCUCAGAUAUCACCAGCAGUUCUGUCCGCCUCUCCUGGAGUGUCCCCUCUGGAAGAUUUGAUUCCUUUCUGGUCCAGUACAAGGAUGCUGAGGGCAGACCCCAAGUGCUGCCCAUGGAGGGGGAUUCCCGCGAAGUCACCAUCCCUAGCCUGGCUCCUUCUCGCAAAUACAGGUUCAAUCUCUACGGCAUCUCCGGUCGCAAGCGUCUCGGCCCAGCCACGGCAGAUGUCACCACAGCAUCACGGGACGAAGAGCCUGUACCUGAGCCUGAGCCAGAACCUGUCCUUGGUGACUUCUCCAUCUCAGAUGCCACCAGCAACUCUGUCCGUCUCACAUGGAAUGUCCCCACUGGCAGCUUUGACUCCUUCUUUCUCCAGUACAAGGACUCCGAGGGCAUUGACCAAGCCCUGACCAUAGACCGAAAUUCCCGCGAGGCCACUGUUCCUAAUUUGGUUCCUUCCCAAAGAUACACAUUCUUCCUCUAUGGAAUCUCUGGGCCCCAGCGUCUUGGACCUGUCUCAGUUGAUGCCACCACAGCCCCACUACCAACAACGCCUGCUCCUCAGCCCAGCUUGGGAGAGCUCUCGGUCUCGGAUGUCACCACCGACUCUGUCCGUCUCUCCUGGACUGUCCCCACUGGGAGCUUUGACUCCUUCCUGGUCCAGUACAAGGAUGCAGAGGGGAAGCCUCAGGCCCUUCCAGUGGACGGAGGUUCCCGCGAGGUUACCGUCUCCAGCCUCGUGCCCUCCCGAAGAUACAAGUUCAAUCUUUAUGGGCUCUCUGGUCGCAAGCGUCUGGGUCCAGUUUCUACUGACACAGUCACAGCAUCACUUCCAAAGGAACCCUCAAUUGCUCCCAGCCUGGGGGAGCUCUCUGCUUCUGAUGCCACCAGCAGUUCCGUCCGUCUCUCCUGGACUGUCCCCACGGGGAACUUUGACUCUUUCCUGAUCCAGUACAAGGACGCUGAGGGCAAACCUCAGGCGAUUCCGGUGGAGGGAGUUUUCCGCGAGACCAUCGUCCCCAAUCUGGUUCCUUCCCGCAGAUACAAGUUCAACCUUUAUGGACUCACUGGCCGCAAACGCCUUGGCCCCAUCUCCACAGAUGCCACCACAGCAUCAUCACAGGAACAGCCAACUCCUCCCAGCCUGGGGGAGCUCUCUGCUUCUGAUGCCACCAGCAAUUCUGUCCGUCUCUCCUGGACUGUCCCCACGGGGAACUUUGACUCUUUCCUGAUCCAGUACAAGGACGCUGAGGGCAAACCUCAGGCAAUCCCAGUGGAGGGAGUUUUCCGUGAGACCAUCGUCCCCAAUCUGGUUCCUUCCCGCAGAUACAAAUUCAACCUUUACGGACUCACUGGCCGCAAGCGCCACGGCCCCAUCUCCACAGAUGCCACCACAGCUGCUGUAGGAACGCCACCAAAGGCCACCACGGAAAAGGUCACCGUCGUUCAGCUCACCCUGGACCAGCUGUCUGUUUCUGACAUCACCAGUGACUCGGCCCGUCUCUCCUGGACUGUCCCAACUGGGAAUUUUGACUCCUUUCUAGUGGAGUAUGAAGAUGCAGAUGGGAGGCCACAGGCGUUACCCGUGGAUGGGGCUUCCCGCACGCUCACUGUCCCCAACCUGGAGCCCUCCCACAGAUACACGUUUAACCUCUACGGACUUUACCGCGGCAAGCGCUAUGGCCCCCUGCCAGUGGAGGCUGUCACAGCUGCUGUAGGAAGGCCACCAAAGGCGACCACGGAAAAGGUCACCGUCGUUCAGCUCACCCUGGACCAGCUGUCCGUUUCUGACAUCACCAGUGACUCGGCCCAUCUCUCCUGGACCGUCCCAACUGGGAAUUUUGACUCCUUUCUAGUGGAGUAUGAAGAUGCAGAUGGGAGGCCGCAGGCGUUACCCGUGGAUGGGGCUUCCCGCACGCUCACAGUCCCCAACCUGGAGCCCUCCCACAGAUACACGUUUAACUUCUAUGGACUUUACCGCGGCAAGCGCUAUGGCCCCCUGCCAGUGGAGGCUGUCACAGCUGCUGUAGGAACACCACCAAAGGCGACCACGGAAAAGGUCACCGUCGUUCAGCUCACCCUGGACCAGCUGUCUGUUUCUGACAUCACCAGUGACUCGGCCCGUCUCUCCUGGACCGUCCCAACUGGGAAUUUUGACUCCUUUCUAGUGGAGUACGAGGAUGCAGAUGGGAGGCCACAGGCGUUACCCGUGGAUGGGGCUUCCCGCACGCUCACUGUCCCCAACCUGGAGUCCUCCCACAGAUACACGUUUAACCUCUACGGACUUUACCGCGGCAAGCGCUAUGGCCCCCUGCCAGUGGAGGCUGUCACAGCUGCUGUAGGAACACCACCAAAGGCGACCACGGAAAAGGUCACCGUCGUUCAGCUCACCCUGGACCAGCUGUCUGUUUCUGACAUCACCAGUGACUCGGCCCGUCUCUCCUGGACCGUCCCAACUGGGAAUUUUGACUCCUUCCUAGUGGAGUACGAGGAUGCAGAUGGGAGGCCACAGGCGUUACCCGUGGAUGGGGCUUCCCGCACGCUCACUGUCCCCAACCUGAAGCCCUCCCACAGAUACACAUUUAACCUCUACGGACUUUACCGCGGCAAGCGCUAUGGCCCCCUGCCAGUGGAGGCUGUCACAGCUGCUGUAGGAACACCACCAAAGGUGACCACGGAAAAGGUCACCGUCGUUCAGCUCACCCUGGACCAGCUGUCUGUUUCUGACAUCACCAGUGACUCGGCCCGUCUCUCCUGGACCGUCCCAACUGGGAAUUUUGACUCCUUCCUAGUGGAGUACAAAGAUGCAGAUGGGAGGCCGCAGGCGUUACCCGUGGAUGGGGCUUCCCGCACGCUCACUGUCCCCAACCUGGAGCCCUCCCACAGAUACACGUUUAACCUCUACGGACUUUACCGCGGCAAGCGCUAUGGCCCCCUGCCAGUGGAGGCUGUCACAGCCUCAGCAGUGCCGCCGCCGCCACCACAACCCACCCUAGGUGAACUCUCAGCCGUUGAUGUUUCUAGUGAUUCUCUCCGCCUCUCCUGGACAGUUCCCACCGGGAACUUUGACUCUUUCCUGGUCCAAUACAAGGAUGCGGAGGGGAAGCCUCAGGCCCUUCCAGUGGACGGAGGUUCCCGCGAGAUCACCAUUUCUAGCCUCCUGCCUUCCCGUAGAUACAAGUUCAAUCUUUUUGGGAUCUCUGGUCGCAAGCGGAUUGGCCCCAUUUCCACUAGUGCAGUCACAGAUCAACUGAUGGUGAAGCCCACUCCACCACUCAAGCUCGGAGAGCUGACAGCUGGCAAUCCCAUGCCAAACUCCCUUGACCUCUCCUGGACUGUGGAGGCAGGGGACUUUGAUUCUUUCAUCAUCCAAUACCAAGAUGCUCAGGGCAAACCCCAGGUUCUCCCUGUUGACGGGCGCCUCCGCUCUCUCCACCUCCACGACUUGGCACCGUCCCACAGAUACCAGAUCAACCUCUAUGGCGUCUUGGGCCGAAAGCGUCUGGGCCCCAUCUCCACCGAAGCAGAGACAGCCCCACUACCAACAACACCUGCUCCUCAGCCCAGCUUGGGAGAGCUCUCGGUCUCGGACGUCACCACCGACUCUGUCCGUCUCUCCUGGACUGUCCCCACUGGGAGCUUUGACUCCUUCCUGGUCCAGUACAAGGAUGCGGAGGGGAAGCCUCAGGCCCUUCCAGUGGACGGAGGUUCCCGCGAGGUCACCGUCUCCAGCCUCGUGCCCUCCCGAAGAUACAAGUUCAAUCUUUAUGGGCUCUCUGGUCGCAAGCGUCUGGGUCCAGUUUCUACUGACACAGUCACAGCUGUACUACCAACAACGCCAGCUCCUCAGCCCAGCUUGGGAGAGCUCUCGGCCUUGGAUAUCACCACUGAUUCCAUCCGUCUCUCCUGGACUGUCCCCACGGGGAACUUUGACUCUUUUCUGAUCCAGUACAAGGACGCUGAGGGAAAACCUCAGGCGAUUCCAGUGGAGGGAGUUUUCCGUGAGACCACCGUCCCCAAUCUGGUUCCUUCCCGCAGAUACAAGUUCAACCUUUAUGGACUCACUGGCCGCAAGCGCCAUGGCCCCAUCUCCACAGAUGCCACCACAGUUGCAGAAUUGCUGGCUGCACCAACCUUGGGAGAACUCUCUGUCUCUGAUGUCACCAGUGAGUCUGCCCGCCUCUCCUGGACUGUUCUAGCCGGGAGAUUUGACUCCUUCUUAGUCCAGUACAAGGAUGCUGAAGGCAAACCCCAGCAGCUGCCCUUGGAUGGAGCCACCUAUGAGACCACCAUCUCUGGCCUGUCUCCUGCCCGGCGAUACAAGUUCAACCUCUACGGGAUCGUAGGGCGCAAACGCCUUGGCCCUGUCUCUGCCGACACGGUCACAGCAGCUGCAGUGUCUGGCGAAGGCCCAGCGAAGCCCAGCCUAGAAGAGCUCUCUGUCUCAGAGGUCACCAGCAACUCCGCUCUUCUCUCCUGGACUGUCCCCACUGGGGACUUCGACUCCUUCCUGAUCCAGUACAAGGAUGCAGAGGGCAAACCCCAGGCGCUGACCGUGGAGGGAGUUGCUCGGGAGGUCACUGUCUCCAACCUGGUUCCUUUCCACAGAUACAAGUUCAAUCUCUACGGGGUCGUUGGCCGCAGGCGCCUUGGCCCUAUUUCCUCUGAAGCCACCACAGCUGAAGCCGAGGAGGACAACAAGGAGGGAGAAGAAGACGAAGAUGAUGGAGAGAGUGAGCCUAGCUUGGGACAGCUCUCAGUCUCAGAAGCUAACAGCAAUUCAAUCCGUCUAUCCUGGAGUGUCCCAACUGGGAAUUUUGACUCCUUCCUUGUUCAGUACGAAGAUGGAGAGGACGAGCUGCAGACCUUGCCUGUGGACGGUGCUUCCCGUGAGGUCACUGUCUCUAACCUGUCUCCUUCCCAGCGAUACCGAUUUGACCUUUAUGGACUCUCUGGUGGCGAGCGGCUUGGCCACGUAUCCAUUGAUGCCUCCACAGCUCCGUUGACACCAGUGACAGAGAGGGGGGAAAGAGGAACUCCCCCUCCAGGGUCUGACUUUGGGCAGCUCUCUGCUUCUGAUGUCACCAGCGAUUCUGUCCGCCUCUCUUGGGAUGUCCCCUCUGGGAUCUUUGACUCCUUCCUGAUCCAGUACAAGGAUGCUGACAAUAAACCACAGGCACUGCCUGUAGAUAAGGAGACCAACUCUGUGGUGAUUUACUACUUGGUGCCUUCCUACAGAUAUAAGUUCAACCUCUUUGGCUUGUCUGGACGGAGGCGCUUUGGCCCAAUCUCAGUCAUUGUUGUCACAGCAACACAGCUAAAGAGAGACGAGGUGGAUGCAGAGGACUCUACCGGAAGGGAACCCCGCUUGGGACAGCUCUCAGUCUCAGAAGUCACCAGCAACGCUGCCCGUCUCUCAUGGAGCGUCCCCAAAGGAAGCUUUGAUUCUUUCUCUGUCCAGUACAGAGACGCAGAGGGAAAGCCACAGGCGCUUCCUGUAGGAGGGGGCUCCCGUGAGGUCAUUGUCUCCAACCUGGUCCCCUCUCACAAAUACAACUUCAAUCUCUAUGGUAUCUCUGGAAACCAGCGUUUUGGACCCAUAUCUGCCACUGCUGAGAUGACAGCCACAGAUCCUGACGUGCAAGCGGUGGAAGGAAAGGUGGAACCUCGCCUGGGACAGCUCUCGGUCUCGGAGGUCACCAGUAACACUGCCCGUCUUUCAUGGAGCGUCCCCGAAGGAAGCUUUGAUUCUUUCUCUGUCCAGUACAAGGACGCUGAUGGAAGACCCCAGGCACUUCCUGUAGGAGGGGGUUCCCGCGAGGUCAUUGUCUCCAACCUGGUCCCCUUUCACAAAUACAGGUUCAAUCUCUAUGGCAUCUAUGGAAACCAGCGUUUUGGACCCAACUCUGCCAAUGCUGUGACAGCAGCUCCAGAAACAACUCCGCCAGGUGAGGAGAAGAGGCCCGAAGAAGCCGCAGGCCAAAGAGUUCAGCCCAGCCUUGGAGACGCCACAGUCUCUGAGGUCACCCCAGACUCUCUUCUCCUCUCCUGGAACAUCCAGGAAGGUAGCUUUGACUCUUUCCUCAUCCAGUACAAGGAUGCUGCAGGGAAGCUCCAGGUGUUACCUGUGGAUGGCACCAUGCGCUCCCUCCACCUCUACAACCUCGUGCCGUCGCAGAGAUACAAAUUCAACAUCUUCGGAGUCUCUGGCUCUAAGCGCCUUGGGCCUGUCUCGACUGAUGCUGUCACAGCCCCAGAACCAGCAACAAGUGAGGAAACUCAGCCCAGGCUCGGAGAUCUCUCUGUGUCCAAGACCACCAGCGACUCAGUCAGCCUCUCUUGGAGCGUCCCUGCAGGCAACUUCGACUCUUUCCUUGUCCAGUACAAAGACAGAGAGGGCAAGCCCCAGGUGCUGCCCCUAAACGGUGAUUCCCGUAACGUCACCGUCCCCAACCUGGCUCCUUCUCACCGAUAUAAGUUCAACCUUUAUGGCAUUUACGGACACAAGCGUCUCGGUCCCAUUUCCACAGAUGCUGUCACAGGUACCCAGCCUGGGGCCCUGACUCAGCUGAAGUUCGGAGAAUUGUCAGCCCGAGACAUCACCCCAGAAUCAGUCCUCCUCUCCUGGACUGUGGAGACUGGGAAUUUCGACUCUUUUAUCAUCCAGUACCGGGAUGCGGAUGGCAAUCCCCACGCUUUGCCUGUGGAUGGUGGCCUGCGCUCGCUGCGGCUUCAUGAUCUGGUCCCCUCCCACAAAUACAGGUUCAACCUCUACGGCGUCUCUGGCCGCAAACGUCUCGGGCCCAUCUCUACAGAGGCCACCACAGCCGUUUCAGAACAGCCAGCCCCUCCCAAGCCCACUCUGGGGGAGCUCUCAGCCUCUGACAUCACCAGCACAACUGUCCGUCUGUCUUGGAGUGUCCGGUCCGGGGAUUUUGACUCUUUCAUCAUUCAGUACCGAGAUGCGGAGGGCAAAGCUCAGGCACUGCCUGUGGACAGAGACUCCCGCGAUGUCAUAGUCUCCGGCUUGGUGCCCUCCCGUAAAUAUAAGUUCAACCUAUUUGGCAUCUCCGGACGGAAGCGUCUUGGACCCAUUUCCACUGAAGCAGCAACAGCCCCAAUUGUGAAAACAGAGGUCCAGCCCACACUGGGCGAUCUUUCCAUUUCCGAGGUCACUCAGGACUCUGUCCGCCUCUCGUGGACCAUCUCUGCUGGGAAAUUCGACUCCUUCCUCAUCCAGUACAAGGACGCUGACGGAAAGCUCCAGGCAGUACCCGUCGAUGCUGAUUCCCGCACAGUCGUCAUCAAGGACCUGACCACUUCCCACAGAUACAAGUUCAACCUCUAUGGCAUCUCUGGCAGGAAGUGGCACGGGCCCAUCUCUAUAGAUGCUGUCACAGCUUUCCCAGAGGCCAACGAACGGGCCUUCCUUGAAAACUUGGUUGUCUCUGAGGUGACACCCACUACGCUGCAGCUCACAUGGGAAGUUCCCAAAGGAGAGUUUGAUUUCUUUCUGGUCCAGCGCAAGAACUCUGUUCCAGAUAGUGAAAUGGGUCCCACACCGACCAAGAAAAUCAAUGUGACCGGGGAUGACCGCUCUGUCAUGUUUCGGGGCCUUUCACCCAACACUGAGUACAGCCUUACUGUCUAUGGCAUCCAGGACGGGUCAGAAGCGGCCAGCAUCAACACAGUGGCAACGACAAGUGGGACAGAGCUGGAUAGCCCCCGGGACCUGCUCUUCAGUGACAUCCACGAGACCUCUGUGGUGGCGAACUGGAGGUCACCGUCAUCUCGUGUUGAUGGUUAUAAAGUUUCCUUCCAGCCCUCAGAUGGAGGAGAGCCAAGGAGCAUCUCUGUGGAUGGAUCCAAGCUCCGAACAACCAUUGAGGGCCUGACCCCCGGGGCCAGCUAUGAGGUCACUGUGAUGUCUGUUCGUGGGUUCGAAGAAAGCGAGCCCUUGGUGGGUUAUGUCACCACAGUUCCGGAUGGUCCUUCGAACUUGCGUGCCAUCGACGUAACCGAUUCGUCAGCUGUGCUUACGUGGCAACCUGCUGUGGCUCAGAUGAACAACUACAUUGUCACCUACGGGCCUGCCGGUGGUGCAAGGGCCUCUGAGUCAGUGCCAGGGAACCGGGCUGAAUUGCAGUUGUCAGGGCUGCACCUGGACACAGAAUAUCGGGCCAGCGUGUAUGGGGAGAAAGGAGGGAACCGCAGUUCUCCCGCCAGCGCCACUUUCACCACCGGACCAGAUGGACCCCGGGAUCUGCAGGCUAGUGAAAUAUCACCCCGCAGUGCUCGUCUCACUUGGUUGCCACCCCGUGCCCCACCUGGUGGAUAUCUGCUAACCUAUGAAACCCCGUCUGGACGAUCAAAGGAGAUCACCGUGGACGCUUCUGUCACCUCAUAUGAACUCCAAGACCUGAUUCCUUCCAGUCUGUACCAGGUUCAAGUCCAGGCACUGAGAAGAGGCACUCCUACAGCCCCAACUGCCACGUCCUUCACCACCGGACACCUGAGAUACCCCUUCCCUCGGGAUUGCGCAGAGGAGAGCCAGAAUGGGCCAGGAACCUCGAGAGUGAGGACGAUUUAUCUUGGGGGCAACCAGGACCGCCCCUUGCAGGUGUACUGCGACAUGGAGACUGACGGAGGAGGCUGGAUAGUCUUCCAACGUCGGAUGAACGGCGAGACCAAUUUCUGGCGCAACUGGCAGGAAUACGCCACCGGCUUCGGCAACCUCACCCGGGAGUUCUGGCUUGGGAACGAUGCUCUGCACCAGCUGACGACAUCAGGGGACUACGAGCUGCGCGUGGACCUGCGGGCUGGGAACGAAUCUGUCUAUGCAACCUAUCAGAAUUUCCGCGUGGAUCCCCCUGCUGAUCAUUACCGCCUGCACCUGGGCAGUUACAGCGGCACUGCUGGCGACGCUUUCACCUACCACUCGGGCAGCGUCUUCUCCACCAAGGACCGCGACCCCAACCGAGUCAUCAUCCCCUGCGCUGUCUCUUACCGUGGCGCAUGGUGGUACCGCAACUGCCACUACGCCAACCUCAACGGGCUCUACGCGAACAACCGCGACCACCAGGGCAUCAACUGGUUUAACUGGAAAGGAUUCGAGUUUUCCAUCCCUUUCACAGAGAUGAAAAUGCGACCCCGCGGCUUCCGGCCUCUGCGUCGGGUGUGAGCAAAGGGAAGGAGGCUGCAGGACUGACUAAGGGGGAGAACAGAGGAGGAGGAAAGAGAAGCAGCAGCAGCAGCAGCAACCACCCCUCUGCAAUGGGAUACCUCGCACCCUGCCGCAAAUUCCCCCGAGAAAAAGGAAGGAGCAAAACAAAGGGAAUGGACAAUUUUUUCAAAAGCACCUUGUAGUAUUCAUUUCCUCCCCCCAUCUCCUGCUGACCAGCCACAAGAUGAGAGAGAUGCGAUGCACGUGAUAGUGGAAGGGGCAGAGCUAAGGGGAUGGAAUGGUUUCGUUUGGAGCAUGUUGCAGGAUAGCUGUUGCCUGGUCAGCAACUAGAUUUUUCCUGGAGAGUCACUGAUAACAAAGGAGCAAGGGCAGAUUGGCCAGCGUCCCAAUCCCCAACAUGGACUGUUGCCACAGAAGCCAUUUUCUCCUCUUAAGAUGCUUCUAAGAUAGCCAACUGGCUGGGCCAAGUUGCAUCCCUGAAAGGGAUGGGUUUUGGCCCACGAUCUUGUAGUUGCUGACCCCUCCCUCUAGCCCUAUCCUCUGUCUGGCUUCCUGCUCCCACAGAUCUGUCUCCAGUCAAGUUUCCCUUUCUUCAGCUUCCCUCCGAGUUCUCCUCCUCCCUCUCCCCCAAAUCCUUUCCAGAAAGGAGGUAAACUCGUAAACACAGUCGCUGAAAGCAGGUUAACAUUAAAAGCACUUUUUUUAUUUCUGGCAUUUCUUUUACCCCUCCUGGGAAUCUUAUAAACUGAAGCCAGCUGCUCCCCAUCCACGCAAAAGCUUUUGCCUCUCUCGUGUUCCCCCUCCCCAAACAACUCGCCAUUGCAAAGAAGAGACAGAAAGAGAAGAACAGGUGAACUGGAAUGAGCUGGCAGCUUAAAAGAUCACAGAACGAAAAGAGAGCUGAAUGAUGUGGGCUGAAAAGACCCCCCGAGAUGAAAACUGGGAGAGAUGCAAAUUGAUAACAGUAAGAUCGAUUUAAGCUGGCAAGCAAUGGUGAUUUUACUGUCUGUCUUUGUAAGGGAGGAUUGGCUGACUUCCACCUGGGGUCAGGAAUGUACCACUUCAGGCUGCAGGUGAGGGUGCAAAUGGCUGAAUUCCCCUAUCUAUCUCAACCCUGCAUGUAGAAAACUAGCAUGUGAGAGAGAAGGCUCCUGCCAUGUUAGUUUUCUACAUGCGGGAAGAAAUUUGAAACUGUCUGCCAUGUGAACCCCUACCUGCUGUCUGAAUUGGUACAGCCCAGACACAGGUGUGAAAGCUCAGUGAGAAUGAGGCCAGUGUUGCGGUCAUCUAGCAGAGUGCUUUACAAAUAAUAAGUGUUUUUAUCGCCAUGGGCUUCACAGCUGUUGGCUUAGCCUGACCUACCAAAUUGUAAUACCCCUCCCCACUCCCUCACUAUAUUUAAGGAUCU
Lacerta agilis (Sand lizard) is the source of this 13756-nucleotide messenger RNA. It is a transcript of the gene TNXB, whose product is annotated as tenascin XB. Gene Ontology annotation, molecular function: protein binding. The coding region runs from base 118 to 12345 and encodes 4075 amino acids. The record is from RefSeq and is a predicted model, not a curated record. The transcript is spliced from 46 exons. Lineage: Eukaryota; Metazoa; Chordata; Lepidosauria; Squamata; Lacertidae.